Molecule: messenger RNA, 357 nt
Organism: Pyrenophora tritici-repentis Pt-1C-BFP
Lineage: Eukaryota; Fungi; Ascomycota; Dothideomycetes; Pleosporales; Pleosporaceae
Source: RefSeq, a predicted model, not a curated record
AUGGCGACCCAAUCAACCCUUUCCACCUCAAUCCCCGAUAUUCCCCCAAUAUGUGAUGUCCAGCUCCCUCACACACUAACAAACUUCGCCGGCCUCCUUGCUCUCGGACCUACGAUCACAGAGCGCAAGAUCCCCCGUUACUGUUGUCACACGUGGAAGCCAGAAGUCUUCUCCGUCAAUGAAACUGCGUACUUGCAGAAAAACAUGUACGAUGUCCAUGAGUGUUCGAAUAGAGAUCCGAGUUUUGUGUGCGCUGCGUUACUGAGGGAAGAGAGCAAGGUUAGUGGCGCAUUUGGGUGUUUGAAAGGGAUAAAGGGCAGUGCGGAUGUGAGCAUGAAGGUGCCUGGGCAGGAAUAG